AUGGCUAUCAAGAAGGGCGAAGUUGCGUUCAUCACCGGUGCUGCCUCUGGUCACGGCCGCGUCGUGAUUGUCGACCUGAACGAGGAUGCAGGUAAAGCCUACGCCGAGGAGCUCAACAAAAAGGCGGGAUCGGCCGUUGCCAUCUCUGCCAAAGCAGAUACGACAAAGUUCGAGGAACAGCUCGCUGCGUACGAGCUCGCGAAGGAGAAGUUCGGUCGGAUCGACUAUGUCUUCGCCAAUGCCGGCAUUGCCGAACUCCCCUGGCUCACACCCGGCCCCGCUCGCUCCGUCUCCGACGCCCUCUCCCAACCCAUAACCCCACCCAACCUCGCUACCGUCAAUAUCGACCUCAUCGGUCAACUGAACACCGCUGCGCUCGCUCUUCAGAUCUUCGAGCGCCAGGAAAAGAAUGAGCUCGGGUUGAGGGGCAAGUUGAUCCUCACUGCAAGUGUGUUUGGGUAUUAUCCAUGCGCGAGCAUGCCGAUGUACGCGACGGCGAAGGCGGGGAUCGUUAAUUUCAUGAGGAGCGCUGCGGUAUUCUUUAAGGCAAGGGACGUUACGGUCAACUGCAGUAUGUGCUACAUUCCCCCUCUUUCUCUCAGAAGUGGGCAGUGA
Molecule: messenger RNA, 615 nt
Organism: Stereum hirsutum FP-91666 SS1
Lineage: Eukaryota; Fungi; Basidiomycota; Agaricomycetes; Russulales; Stereaceae
Product: NAD-P-binding protein
Exons: 3
Coding region: 1-615 (204 amino acids)
Cellular component (GO): cytoplasm
Molecular function (GO): oxidoreductase activity, acting on the CH-OH group of donors, NAD or NADP as acceptor
Source: RefSeq, a predicted model, not a curated record